AUAGGACUGUGGAGUGAAUGAUUAAACUUUAAUUAUUUCAAAUAUAAUUAUAAAAAAAGGAAAACUUGGCACACGACCGCUGCGUAAUGCGCGCUCCAAAAGCUGACGCGCCUCAUACAACUUCACUCACGAUCUAACGUCAACUUUCCCUUUCCUGAAAUUUCGUGCCCGGUCUGCACAAACACCGCUUUCUUCCGUUUUCCAUGUCAUUUCCUGUAAUAAAAAGAUGGUGGUCAUAGCAGAGAGAAGCAGCUGACUGUGGUCCAAACAUUUGGAGAUGAUAAACUUUGCAUCGCCCGGGACUACUGAAAUCCCCCCGUUCCGUUGCGUCACCACCGCGUUUCUCCGAGCGGCCGAGGGCGAGGCGCGCCACGGCUGAAGGAGACCACCAAAGACCCCGCGACGCACUGCGUAUAUUCUAUAGACGUUUUAAUAUGUCGAAGUGAAGCGAGGCACACAGGAGUCUCUCCUUCCUGCCCAGAUGGCAGAUGCCUGCGCUGUUCCAGAGCAUUCCUCCAUGGAAGUUGAGGCCGAAUGCAGCACCAGUGCCUCAAACAAGAAGUCAAUUGAAGAGCCAAACAAAAAAUUAAAAGUUGACCAUGAGCAUUCAGCCAGUUUUUGGUUCUGUGAAGAGUGCAAGAAGUAUUUCUUGGAGGAGUGCCCUACCCACGGGCCCCCUGUUUUUGUGCCAGACACCCCUGUGGCAUCAGGGGUGCCCAAUCGGGCAGCUCUCACUGUACCCUCAGGCAUUGAGAUCCACCGAGAUGGUGAUAAGGUGGAUGUCUGCUGCAUGGAUGAAAACAUACCAAAGGGGGCGCUGUUUGGUCCUUAUCAAGGCCAAAUAAUGGCUUCGGAUAAACCCUCAGGGCCAUACUCUUGGAUGAUUGUUGAUAAAGACAGCAAAUAUAAAUUCAUUGAUGGCAGUGAUGAAACUACAUCUAACUGGAUGAGGUUCAUUAUGAUUUCUUCUGAUGAGAGUAAAAAGAACCUGAGUGCAUUUCAGCAUGACGAAAAAAUCUACUUCCGAGUUUGUCAGAGACUGACAGUGGGCGAGAAACUCUGUGUGUGGUACAGCAGCGAGUACUUGAGGCGACUGCAGAGUGUGUCUCGGGACAGUAUUGACCGCAACCUGGACACAGGAGUGAAAUUAGAAGAACAAGAGGAGCCUAAAGGUCCAGUGUUGAGAUCGGCAGUGCACGGUAGACGGACACUAAGUAAGCAUGGAAAUGAUGAGGCAGAAAACCAGCCCCUGGCCAAGAAAAAGAAGAUUGACCUCAUUUUCAAAGAUGUCCUGGAAGCAUCUCUGGAGGCUAAUCAAAGUCAGAACAACCCCCUGAACAGCACCUUGUCUUUUCAAAGAGCAAGAACAAAUGUCUGCCCGGUUUUCAGCCAGCCUGAUGCAGAGUGUAAAGAGUCUGUAUUCGCCUCUGGAUUGGCAUCUAUGGAACACCAUGAGAGUGGGUUUGAUGCAAAAUGCAUUAAAACGGAAGAAACAGAAGAAGAGGCAACUCUGAGCAGCGAAGGACCAUCAACAUCUUUUUGCCCAAACUGUGUGAGGUUAAAACGACGGAUCCGUGAGCUGGAGGCAGAACUGCUCCGUCUCAGAGGACAGGGGCAUGCUGAAAUUAAGCCUUUGCCACCAUCUGAUCCACUUCCUAGUGAGGACCUCAGAGAUGCCAUGACGCCCAUCCCAGCAGCGCUUGAGGAGGACGAUCAGGAUGUUGAUUCUGCUGAUGAAUCCAUCUCUGCUGACCUCAUGGUAGCUACAGACGAGGCUUCAAAACUCUCGGUGGGCUCAGGUCGUCGGAUUCGUCGCUUUAAACACGAGUGGCUGAAGAAGUUCUGGUUUCUCCGUUAUUCGGCCACACUUAAUGAGAUGUGGUGCCAUGUGUGCCGACAAUACACCGUCCAGUCCUCCCGAACCUCUGCUUUUAUUAUCGGUUCCAAGCAAUUCAAAAUCCACACCAUUAAACUUCACAGCCAGAGCAAUCUACACAAGAAGUGUUUGCAGCUUUACAAACUUCGCAUGCACCCAGAGAAGACCGAGGAGAUGUGUCGUAAUAUGAUGACUCUCUUCAAUGCUGCCUACCACCUAGCUUUGGAAGGAAGGCCAUUUUCUGAUCUGCGACCUUUGGCGGAGCUCCUCAAGAAGUGCGACCUCAAAGUAGUAGAUCAGUACAUGAAUGAAAAUGACUGUCAGAUCCUCAUCCAACACAUUACCCGAGCAUUCAAAGAGGAUUUGGCCGAGAAGAUUCGCCUUUCUCCCUUUCUAAGCAUCAUCAUGGAUGGACAGAACGAUGAACUCUUGGCUGACACUGUUGCCGUUUAUGUCCAGUUCACCACCACUGAUGGACUUCCUGCCACAGAGUUCCUUUCCCUACAAAGGCUUUGCGGAGGCAAUGUGGAAGGCUACCUUCAGGCUGUGGAUCGUGCCUUUGGUGUCCUUGGUCUAAGACUCCAGGACAUGCUGGUUGUUGGCUUGGGAAUAGAUGGCUCAAACCUCUCUUCUAGUCUGAGGGCAAAAAUUUACAUAGCCAUACGAAAGACAAUUCCUUGGGUGUUGUGUCUACCUGUAAUGAUCCAUCGUCCCCAUUUAGAGGUUCUGGAUGCCAUCAGCGGCAAGGAGCUUUCGUGCUUGGAGGAUUUGGAAAACAACUUGAAGCAACUGCUUAGCUUCUACCGGUAUUCUCCACGUAUGAUGGCUGAGUUGAGAUCGACAGCACCAACUUUGUCUGAGGAAACUGAAUUUCUUGGGGAUAUAAGGGCCGUCCGUUGGAUCAUAGGGGAACCCAAUGUUCUCAAUGCCCUAAUCAAGGACUAUCUGGAGGUGGUUGCUCACUUGAAGGGCAUAAGCAGCCAAACCCAGAGAGGCGAUGCUGCUGCCAUUGCUCUGUCUCUCCUACAGUUCCUGUUGGAUUAUCAGUCGGUGAAGCUGAUCUACUUUCUGUUGGACAUCAUUGCUGUUUUUUCACGACUUGCUUUCAUCUUUCAGGGGGACUAUCUGUUGCCAUCACAAGUGGACUCAAAAAUUGAGGAUGCUAUUAAUGAAAUUGGUCAAUUGGUGGACUCCCCAGGGGAGUACCUACAGGAGUUUGAGGACAACUUUCGAGAGAGUUUCAAUGGCGUGGACCUCAAGAACUUGCGUGUUGCAGAGUCCAAGUUUCAGUCCAUUCGAGAGAAGAUCUGUCAGCGAAGUCAAGGCAUCCUGGCCCAACGUUUUGAUCCACGUAGUCGCACAGUGGUCCAGGCCUGUAAGAUCCUUGACCUGACCUCGUGGCCUCUCAACAGAGAUGAUCUUAGCGCAUAUGGAGAAGAGGAGAUCCUUGUAAUUUCGGACCACCUGAAGACUAUUCCGUCAUCUGGCCGCGAACUCUCUCAAGAAAGAAUAGAUGCCCGAGGAAGCCUUGUAGUUGAAUGGAGGGAUCUAAAAGCUGAUUAUUGUAGUGUGAAUGGUUUUAAAGAAGUAGUCAGUCACAUCUUCAGAUACAAGCAACGUUUUCCUCUUCUCAAUCACAUCCUGCAGAUUGUCAGGGUCUUGCCAACGUCAUCAACAUGCUGCGACAAAGGAAGAUGCUCGUUGCAAAAAGUGCGCAGAAACAGCCGUUCCAGGCUGACUCUGGAGCAGAUCAACGAUCUGCUCACCUUGGCCGUUAACGGACCACCUAUUGGCAGCUUUGACGGAAAGCGAGCUUUGGACAGCUGGUUUGAAGAGAAAUCCGGGAACAGCUAUUCGCUCUCACCAGAAAUGCUGAGCAGAAUGUCCACCACCGAACAAAAGUCUGUGUUGCACAAUAUGGAUAUGAAUGCAGAGUAUUAUCCAGAUAUUUGACUGAUCAGCGCCAUUUGACUGAUCAGCCAACAUGAUUCCAAAAAGCCAUCUCGUUGGAAAAGGGCUGAUCGGGACUAUAAUGUGAUUGGCCAAGUAGUUUGACACUGGCCCUGCUGCUAAAAUGGCCUAGAUCAGCGUCUUCUCUAAGAGUCGGUAUGAAUGCCUUUGCAGGUCGCAGGCACAUGAAACACUUUAAAAUGUUCCUGUAAAUGGUUGUGAUGUGUUGAUAUGUGUUUUUGUCCAAAGAUAUACUAUUUUCAAAUCAUGAGGAUUGUUGCCUUUAGGUGAAUUUUCAACUGAGCACCAUUUCAUCAGGCAUUGGCGAGUGAAGCCUCAUACUGUCUUUUUUAAUCUCUUAAAAUGUCAAAUUUCAAAAACAGAUUCAGCUAUACGUUCUGGAAAAACAGUUUUAUUAUUAGAUCUGCAAUAUGAUUUGAGCAAUCAUUCUGUAUUUGUAUGUAGAUUUGUGUGUAUGGAAAUUAUAUAACAAAAAGUGCUUCAUUUUUAUAGCAUGUUCUUAUGCUGGUUACCGCUGAUUGGAAUGGAAAUAGCCACUAUUUUACCAUGCAGUAUAUUCCUAACGUUAUAUUUUUUAGAUACUCUUUAGUUAACCAUUACUCUUAAGAUUACAUAUAAAUCUUGGUUUGAUAACAUGUUGAUGUGCCAUAAUACUUUAUGCAAUCGGGCACCUGUAAUGUGCAGUUUACACCCAAUCUGAUUAAAAGAUUUCCAAUAUAACGCCUAAAUAUGCAGGGUUUGAAUGCCUUACCAAUAGAAAAAAAGUUUUUCGGUUCUUUUCGCAUGUGCUGGUGCUUGAUUUCUGGUACAUGUUUAUAUGUACUGCUAUCAGCAGCCAUGUCAGACCCCCAUUAUGAGCCAGUUCAAAUAGUAUCAUAGUUAAAUGUUCAUGUUUGAAGUGAUUUUACUCUGAUAAAGCAACACAUAUAUGUUUACUGUUAAAUGCUGUAAAAGGCAGUUUAAAUAGUCAAAUGUUUACUAAAAAUUUUAAAUGAUGAACAGAAAAUGCUUCAGUAAUAAUACCCCAAAAUGGCAUCACUCUGUUUCAGCAAUACUUUUCAUCCAGUGCAAAUGCUUGUGCAUGACGUCACCACUAGUAGGCGACACUGUACGACAGUUUACCUUUGGAUGAAUUAUAGCACUAUUUAAAUCAAAGUCAUACACGAAAAAAGCUUUUAUAUUUUUGAUUGUGUUAUUAUGUGCAUUCAUGUAUUCUAGCAGUGCAUGUGUUAUGGUUAGUACCAUAUAUUUUUCCAUAUAUUUUUCACUUGUUAUUUUUGCCUUACCUUGCUACUAAAUUCCAUCAAUGAUACGUGCAAUAUAUAUUCUACACUUAAAUUUUACAUUUUUAAAUACAAGCAAGUCUAAUACUUAAUAAUGAUGUUCCUUGACGCAAAACUGUGUAAUUUAGAGGUUUCCAAUAUGACUGGGCAUGUUUUAGAAGAUUGGUAUAGAUUUACCCUUUUUAUCUCUUUCUUAAUUUUGUUCUAAAAAUGUCCAUAUUUUUCAGUCAUAACUCCUUUUAAAAAUAAUCAAAAAGGAGUCACCAGUAGAGAUUUGUUGAUAAUUAUAAGGCAUUUAUAAUAGUAAUAUUUUCAAUGUUGCAGUUGAAAUUUAACGUAAAUUUUAUUCAUACAGCUGUUAAAGCAUCAUUAUUAUCAGUUUAGAAAAUAUUGUAAUCAGUGGUAUAUCUCAAUUUAUCAAUUUUAGGUGCAGUAAUAUUGAAAAGUAUUGAUUGUUCUCACUGUAUACAUCUUCAAAAUCACAAAAGAUCAGUUAAAUGCAGUUUUCUGUGGUUACGUUAACUUUAAACUUUCCAUGUGUACAGUUAAGGCCUUCAUUGUGCUGCAAGGUUUUACAUUAAUCAAACUGAAAUGGCUUGUCUUUAUUUUAAAAUAUGGAUUAAGAUUUUGCACGUCUGAAAAUUUAGCAUGUUUAAAGCUUCAGAAUGCUUGUACUUUAUGGAAAUAAUUAUUUCAAUAAAUUCUUUUUUAUUCUGUUUUAACAAAUGUAAAGAGAAAUUUCAAAAACAGUGUUCUACGCAAAAGAUUAUUCUCAUGUAAUUGGUCGAGCUAUUAUGUUUCAAAGUAGAUAGCUGUGUUUAUGCGUCAUAGCAUACCCACAUCUGAACUCAUUUGCAGUAGCAAUUGUGUUAAGGAUUAAUAAGUAAGCUACCAAAAAUCCAAUCUUUUCUUAUAUGUAUGUAUGUGAAUGCUUUUGAAUGUUAGACUGUUACCUCAAAGUGAGGUAUGUCAUCGAGUGAGUCUUCUCACAUUGUGCUGGGAGGUAUACGCCGCAGCUAUGUCAAAGAAAACAUUUGCUCAUCUUCUAUGCUGAAUUCUCAUAAAAUUGAGCCAAAGUCAAGCCUGAUUUUGUUUAGUUAGGGCUUUUUUAUGUACUUUCCUUUAAUCAAAUACUAUGUGUACCAAAUGUAAAUGUUAUGCUUGUCAUGCAAACACAAUAAUGUGCAUUCUCCUUAUGAAUUAUUAUAAAAUGUUUUUUUUUCUUCUUUUUUUUAUCUGGGAGACACCAGGUCUAAGGCCUAAGGAACAAAGUUACUUCUGAUUUCAGUUUAUUUUCAAACAAAGCAAGUGAAUGGUAGCUCUAUAUUUUCAUUCAGUUUCUUCUUGAAGACAAAUGUCAUUUGCGUGCUUGGAUUCAUACACCCCUUUCAUCCUGAAAACAUAACACUGGAAACUCAAGAAUAUGAACUACAUGUGAAAUGUAUACCCGGAGAAUGUGUACAUGUAUUAUAGAAACCCACUUAAAAUGAUAGCAUAUGGAAUCUAUAUUCAACAAAUAAUGGUUUAAUAAAGUUUUUUAUGUUA
Messenger RNA from Carassius auratus (goldfish), 6675 nucleotides. RefSeq names its product PR domain containing 11 (gene prdm11). The transcript has 8 exons. Bases 482 to 3829 code for a protein of 1115 amino acids. Lineage: Eukaryota; Metazoa; Chordata; Actinopteri; Cypriniformes; Cyprinidae. The record is from RefSeq and is a predicted model, not a curated record. Gene Ontology annotation, molecular function: protein binding.